AUGUCAUCAAACAGACUUAACGUAUCAUGCGCUUGCGACUUUUGUAAAAUUCGAAAGAUCAAAUGUGCCAUAUCCACUACGUCAAAUACGAAAUGCACCCAAUGCAUAAAACGUAAUAUAGAAUGUACUUUCUAUAAAGGUGUAGGGAAAAAACGCGGCCCAAAGCAAAAAAAUCCAAAAAAUAAAAAGCGUGAAAAAACCCAAAAUAAUCCGAUUCAUGACAACCCUAUGAUACCUGUAGAUCCACCUAAGGGAAUUUGCUAUGAUGAUGAAAUCUUUUGUAGUUUAUCCAUAGAAGAAAUAAGAAACUUCAGCAACGCAGACCUCAGCCUCAGUAUACCAUUAAAUCCGCCUAGAGAAAUUUACAAUAUGAAUGAAAUCCUUUGUGGCCUAUCCACAGAAGAAUACUUCAGCAAUGCAAACCCAGUUAUGCCUAUAGAUCUGUCCAAAGAAAUUUACAAUGAAGAUGAAAUUUUCCGUGGCUUAUCUGCGGAAGAUAUAGAAUACUUCACCAACACAUAUACAAAAGAGGAAUUAAAGAUACUCGGAUCUUUCAUCCAACAACCCUGCCCAUUUAAGAAUAUUGUGAGUCAUCUGUGUCAUGAAGGUUGUUUUGUGCGAUAUAAUAAUUUAAACUAA
This is a messenger RNA of Dentiscutata heterogama, 639 nucleotides long. The record is from the annotation of a GenBank genome assembly. NCBI's taxonomy places the organism in Eukaryota, Fungi, Glomeromycota, Glomeromycetes, Diversisporales, Gigasporaceae.